This is a messenger RNA of Trichechus manatus latirostris (Florida manatee), 1021 nucleotides long. Its product is annotated as ubiquitin carboxyl-terminal hydrolase 31. The transcript is spliced from 9 exons. The coding region runs from base 134 to 997 and encodes 287 amino acids. Gene Ontology annotation, molecular function: cysteine-type deubiquitinase activity. Lineage: Eukaryota; Metazoa; Chordata; Mammalia; Sirenia; Trichechidae. Gene Ontology annotation, biological process: protein deubiquitination. The record is from RefSeq and is a predicted model, not a curated record.
GCCAGAAGAACGAACAAAUCUGUCUUGGAAGAAGUAUAGCCACAAUGAUCCUUAGAGGUUCGGACUGCCUUUUGUGCUGCACCUAGAGAAGACAAUAGCAUGGGACCUUCUGCAGAAGGAAAUCUUAGAGAAGAUGAAGUAUUUCUUGAGGCCCACAGUUUGUAUUCAGGUGUGUCCAUUCAGUUUGCGUGUGGUCAGUGUUGUGGGAAUAACAUACUUGUUGCCCCAGGAGGAGCAGCCCUUGUGCCAUCCCACAGUAGAAAGGGCAUUAAAAUCUUGUGGACCAGGCGGUACUGCUCAUGUGAAAUUAGUAGUAGAAUGGGACAAGGAGACAAAAGAUUUCUUGUUUGUAAAUACUGAAGAUGAGUAUAUCCCUGAUGCAGAAAGUGUCCGUCUGCAAAGGGAGCGUCAUCAUCAGCCUCAAACUUGCACUUUAUCCCAGUGUUUCCAACUCUACACCAAAGAGGAACGGCUUGCCCCAGAUGAUGCCUGGCGUUGCCCACACUGUAAGCAGCUGCAGCAGGGGAGCAUUACUUUAAGCUUGUGGACUCUGCCUGAUGUGCUUAUUAUACAUCUAAAGAGAUUUCGACAGGAAGGAGACAGGCAUAUGAAACUUCAGAACAUGGUCAAGUUCCCUUUGACUGGCCUGGACAUGACUCCUCAUGUGGUUAAGAGAAGCCAGAGCAGCUGGAGUUUGCCGUCCCAUUGGUCCCCAUGGAGACGGCCCUAUGGACUCGGGCGGGACCCUGAGGACUACAUCUAUGACCUGUAUGCUGUGUGCAAUCAUCAUGGCACCAUGCAAGGGGGGCACUACACAGCAUACUGUAAGAACUCCGUGGACGGCGUCUGGUACUGUUUCGAUGACAGCGAUGUCCAGCAGCUGGCUGAAGAUGAGGUCUGCACACAGACGGCAUACAUCCUUUUCUACCAGAGGCGGACAGCUAUACCCUCGUGGUCAGCUAACAGCUCAGUGGCAGUUUAUAAGGGACAAGCUUGAAGCAGCUGAAAGGAAGCAUCACUC